Molecule: messenger RNA, 282 nt
Organism: Cercopithifilaria johnstoni
Lineage: Eukaryota; Metazoa; Nematoda; Chromadorea; Rhabditida; Onchocercidae
Source: the annotation of a GenBank genome assembly
AUGCAAACACCUGUCGCGGCAUCAGAUGUUCUCAUUCCUGCUGAUAAUAAAGGCAUGAAAAAAGCGACGCCAACAUUAGAUUUUCAAACUGUCGGAUCAGAAAUGAUUGGCCAGGAACAAAAGUUAGAAUUUCAAGAAUGGAUAAAGUUAAUGUUGGAUCGUGAAUGUACGCCAAUACUUUACGUUUAUUUUGCUGGUAUUGCUAUACUUGGUGUUAUUACUGCUGGUAUCAUUGUUAUCAUUGGCUUACAAUGUAAUUGGAAUUUUGUUGCUUUACAGUGA